GUACUGGGGAAACCCUGCGCGUCUCACAAGUGGUCGACUGGUUCAUCUGGAGGAAUUUUUACGCACGCACCAAAACUUCUGGCUGCGGGACGGACUGCGCGUUUCGAGGCUGUGACUGGAACCCCCACGGAAGUACCUACGGCACGUUUCCUCACAUGAGCGGAGCGGACCGGACCCGUGCGCAGAGCGGACCCACACGCUGACCUCAGCCGAGUUGAGUGCGAGCGGGUCGGGCUAUGGCUGUGCGCUCCAGGACGGGGUACUACCGGCAGGAGGUGAACCGGACGGUGUGGGAGGUUCCGGAGAGGUACCGGGACCUGAAGCAGGUCGGGACAGGCGCCUACGGGACAGUGAGCUCGGCGUGGGACCGCCGCACUGGGAUGCAGGUGGCCAUCAAGAAGCUGCACCGGCCCUUCCAGUCCAAGCUGUUCGCCAAGAGGGCGUACAGAGAGCUGCGGCUCCUCAAACACAUGAAGCAUGAGAAUGUGAUUGGCCUGAUGGAUGUUUUCACCGCUGAGAUCUCGUUGGACCGCCUUCGAGACUUUUACCUGGUGAUGCCGUUCAUGGGCACGGACCUCGGCAAGCUGAUGAAGCUGGAGAGGUUGACCGAGGACCGGGUGCAGUUCCUCAUCUAUCAGAUGAUGAGAGGACUCAAGUAUAUCCACUCCGCAGGGAUCAUCCACAGGGACCUUAAACCUGGGAAUUUAGCCAUUAACCCGGACUGUGAGUUAAAGAUUCUUGACUUUGGCCUGGCGCGGCAGGCGGACACUGAGAUGACCGGCUACGUGGUGACGCGCUGGUACCGAGCGCCCGAGGUCAUACUGAACUGGAUGCACUACACGCAAACAGUUGAUAUCUGGUCUGCAGGCUGCAUCAUGGCAGAGAUGCUGCUGGGAAAGCCGCUGUUCAAGGGAAGCGAUCACCUGGACCAGCUCAGAGAAAUCAUGAAGAUCACAGGAACCCCGGCGGCCGACUUCGUUGUGAAGCUGCAGAGCCAAGAUGCCAAAAACUACAUCAGAAGUCUGCCCAAAGUACCAAAGAAAGAUCUGGAUGUUAUUUUCUCCAAAGCCAGCUCCAAUGCCGUGUGCGUCCUGGAGAAGAUGCUGCUCCUGGACCCUGAGCGGAGGGUGAGCGCCUCCGAGGCCCUGGACCUGCCUUUCUUCAGCGAGUUCAGAGACACAGAGGAGGAGACCGAGGCGCUGCCCUACGAUCAGACCAUGGACAACACGGACCUGCCGCUGGACCAGUGGAAACGUCACACCUUCACAGAGAUUCUGACCUUCAGACCGACCAGGGACUCGAAGGAGACGUCACUUUAAGAGCACACAUGCGCACGCACACACACACACACACACACACACACACACACACACACACUUACACUCAAAGUUGCACAAGCUACCACUUAAGAACAUGCGAAUAUAUUCUGGACUUUUUUGUAUUUUUGUAGAAAUUAUGUUGUUGCAGUGAUGCAAUUUGUUUUUUUAUCUUUCAAUAAAUGUGAAAUGG
Molecule: messenger RNA, 1509 nt
Organism: Platichthys flesus (European flounder)
Lineage: Eukaryota; Metazoa; Chordata; Actinopteri; Pleuronectiformes; Pleuronectidae
Gene: mapk12b
Product: mitogen-activated protein kinase 12b
Exons: 12
Coding region: 237-1319 (360 amino acids)
Biological process (GO): protein phosphorylation; intracellular signal transduction
Cellular component (GO): nucleus; cytoplasm
Molecular function (GO): ATP binding; MAP kinase activity
Source: RefSeq, a predicted model, not a curated record